This is a messenger RNA of Penicillium paradoxum, 1719 nucleotides long. RefSeq names its product putative AMP-binding domain protein. Bases 1 to 1719 code for a protein of 572 amino acids. NCBI's taxonomy places the organism in Eukaryota, Fungi, Ascomycota, Eurotiomycetes, Eurotiales, Aspergillaceae. The transcript has 5 exons. The record is from RefSeq and is a predicted model, not a curated record.
AUGUCUGGGGUAAAGACUCGGCUGUCCGGCCUGCUCGGCCAUUUCAAUACUUCACCACCGCCGUUUGAACAUCGCUUCAAUAACCAUACACUAUCUCCCACCUUCUUCCUGCCUCGUGCGGCAGAAAUUGAGCCCAAUGCCGAGGCUGUCUACCAUGUAACUGCCAAUAACAAGAUCCUCCGCAGGAGUUAUGGUGAACUUGCAGACCGGGCAAGAGGCUUGGCUUAUUACCUGAAGAAACACGGCUUCGGCAGAGUAGGCAUCCUCUGUCCAAAUACCCCAGGGUUCCUCGAGUCGAUCUUUGGAAUCGCCGCAGCUGGCGCCAUCAACGUCGCUGUCAACUACCGUUUGAAGCAAGAAGAUAUUGCUUAUAUUUUUGACCAUGCUGAUGUGGACGUGAUCAUCGUUGAUGAGGAAUUCGUCCCACUUCUGGAAAUCUAUCGCUCCGAGCACCCCCACAUCCCUAUCAUUAUAGAUACCGAUACUGAUGCAACCGAGGGUGAGCUGACGGGCCCCUUUGACGAGGCUGUAUUGGAAGGCCUCAGGCAAGAUCUGGAAACAGGCGCACAAGGCUGGGGAGGACUUGAGAGUCAAGUUGCCGAUGAAGAUAACAUCCUUGCAUUGGCAUAUACCAGCGGGACUACAGCCCGUCCUAAGGGUGUUGAGUUCACCCACCGGGGUUGCUAUCUGGCAACAUUGGGCAAUAUCAUUGAGUCUGGUAUAAACUACCAAACCGGACGUGCCCGUUACCUGUGGACGCUACCCAUGUUCCACGCUAUGGGUUGGACAUACCCAUGGGGCGUGACAGCUGUUCGUGGAACCCAUUAUUGUCUACGCAAGAUCGAUUACCCCGAAAUUUGGAGAUUGCUGAAAGAGGAGCAUAUCACCCACUUCAACGCCGCACCAACUGUGAACACUUUACUCUGCAACGCAAAGGAGGCCGAGAAGCUACCUCAGCCUGUCCACGUCACAGUGGCAGCAAGCCCGCCUACACCUCAUCUCUUCGAACAAAUGACCGAUCUCAACUUGCAUCCUGUACAUGUUUAUGGAAUGACAGAAUCGUACGGCCCGAUCACCAAAGGAUACCUCCUGCCAGAAUGGAAUGCCUUGCCCAUCAAGGAAAAAUACCAGAAGAUGGCCCGCCAAGGCCACGGUUUCAUUACAAGUCUUCCUGCGCGAGUUAUCAAGACUGAAGUGCCCGAAGGUACUAUUACCAACGUUUCCAAGGAUGGCAAGGAGAUUGGUGAGAUCACUUUCGUUGGAAACAUCUGCGCCCGGGGAUAUUACAAGGAUCCUGAGGCAACCCGGAAACUCUUUGCAGGAGGAGUUUUGCACUCUGGGGACCUGGCGGUUUGGCAUCCUGAUGGUGCAAUUCAGAUUCUUGAUCGCGCGAAGGAUAUCAUCAUCAGUGGUGGCGAAAAUAUUUCCUCUGUAGCACUUGAGGCUAUGCUGGCCACGCAUCCUGACAUUUUGGAAGCUGGAGUUGUUUCCGUUCCUGAUUCUCAUUGGGGCGAACGUCCCAAAGCCUUUGUCACGGUGAAAGAGGGCAAGAGCCUCGAAGGAUCAGAUGUGAUCAGCUGGGCUCGGAAUGCCAGCGGAAUCAGCAAGUUCAUGAUCCCUCGAGAAGUCGAGGUUGUUCCUGAACUUCCCAAGACCAGCACUGGCAAAAUUCGGAAGAAUGUUUUGCGUGACUGGGUGAAGGGCGUGAAAGAAACUUAG